Molecule: messenger RNA, 2202 nt
Organism: Cladophialophora yegresii CBS 114405
Lineage: Eukaryota; Fungi; Ascomycota; Eurotiomycetes; Chaetothyriales; Herpotrichiellaceae
Exons: 1
Coding region: 1-2202 (733 amino acids)
Biological process (GO): triglyceride biosynthetic process; fatty acid catabolic process
Cellular component (GO): nucleus
Molecular function (GO): phosphatidate phosphatase activity
Source: RefSeq, a predicted model, not a curated record
AUGCAGUACGUUCGGAGCUUAGGGAGCGGCGUCUCCAAAACCUGGAACUCAAUCAACCCGGCGACCUUGUCCGGUGCCAUCGAUGUCAUUGUUAUCGAGCAGACAGAUGGAUCGCUAGCAUGCUCGCCUUUCCACGUCCGCUUCGGCAAGUUCUCUUUACUACGACCUUCGGAUAAGAAAGUUCAAUUCAAAGUCAACGGCGUCGUUCAGCCUUAUGCCAUGAAACUGGGCGACGGAGGUGAAGCUUUCUUUGUCUUCGAGACGUCUAACGACAUCCCCGAGGCAAUGCAGACCUCUCCACUCAUAUCUCCUGCGAACAGUCCCCCUAUCGAUGCGUCUGAUAGACCGCCUUCUCCAGGUCUCUCGGAGCCGUCGUACCUGGACAUCACUGAGACAGGGAAGGGACGUGACACUCCUCCUGUCCCGAUGAUUAGACGAGGAGCAACAAAUCUCAGUGACUCACGCGAAGCUUCCUCGCUGCCGGAUUUCACCACCGACCCCUCUGGGACUCCUUUGGCUGAAUCGGUGCUAGCCACCCCGGGUUUGUUGGAACGAGCAGCCUCGGAGGAGCUACUCCCAAUUGCCACCCGACAGCAGUUGGAUUCUGUUCAAGCUUCCUUCCACGACAACGGCGUUCUCACUCGGCCUCUGUCCAGUCUCGACGGAGCGGCAACUCCAAGAGCGUCCGCAAGCCCACCAGCACUAAGGCCUCAACAAGCUUACGACCGAGCAAUGACCCUUUCCAAGAAACUCUCCUCCUCGAACAUACGAUCUCAAGUCACUGAGUCCGGAGAUCUCAUGCUUGAUAUGACGGGCUACAAAACGACUGAGCCCGAGGCCCUGCGAGCUGAGGCUGUAGCUCGGAAGAUUCUGUCUGAAGAACUUGAAGGCAACUACGAUAUUGGUUCUUUGAUUGGAACCGACGAACACGGUAACUUAUGGAUCUACAGCAGUGAAGAGGCCCGGGAUGCCGCAGCCAGGAGAACCGCGGCUUAUAGCCUGGGGCCGACCACACUUUCGGCAGACAAUGCCUCAGACCCCGGAUAUCACAGCGAUAGCGAUCGAAGUGCUUCUCCACAGCUUACCGCCAAAAACGCUGGCCACCAGAGAGCACAGUCGGAAGAGCUACCAAGUCCUCGGGCGUCGGGAGACCAGACCCGAAACUUUGCAAAGACCCUGCGUCUGACUAGCGACCAGCUCAAAUCUCUCGAGCUCAAGCCCGGCGAAAAUACAAUGUCCUUUACCGUCAACCGAGCCACUUGUACAGCGUGCAUGUAUUUGUGGACGGCUGAUGUGCCAAUUGUUAUAUCCGAUAUCGAUGGCACAAUCACAAAAUCAGACGCCCUCGGCCAUCUGCUCAACAUGGUAGGCAGAGAUUGGACCCACGUAGGGGUCGCGAAGCUCUACUCGGACAUCGUGGCCAAUGGCUACAACAUAUUCUACCUGACAAGCCGAUCUGUUGGCCAAGCCGACACGACGCGGGCAUACCUCAACGGGAUCGUCCAAGAAGGAUGGAAGCUUCCUAAAGGCCCUGUCAUCAUGAGUCCCGACCGGACCAUUGCCGCUUUGCGCCGUGAGAUAUAUCUGAGAAAACCCGAGGUGUUCAAGAUGGCUUGUCUACGAGACAUCCUCAACCUGUUUCCGGGCAAAACGAAUCCGUUCUAUGCUGGGUUUGGCAAUCGGUUCACGGAUGCACUGAGCUAUCGGAGUGUCAAUAUCCCUUCAGCUCGAAUCUUUACAAUCGACACCAAUGGGAAAGUCUCGCUGGAUCUUUUGACGCUGAACAAAUACCGGAGCAGCUACGUAACGAUGCGAGAAUUGGUGGACCAUUUCUUUCCGCCGAUUUCGACGCUGGUCAGAGAGGGAGGCGAAGAGUAUACGGACUUUACUUAUUGGCGAGACACACCGCAAGACCUGGAAGACUUCACGCCGACAGAUUCCGAAGAGGACGAGGACGACGACAUGGAUGAUGACGAGGACGAUGCGGAAAUUGCAUCUGAGAACGGGAUGAACGACAGUUUCAUCUCGAGGGAGAGCAUAGACGACUCGGCGAUGAGCGAGUCGGUGCGCGAGUCCAUUGAAGUAGACAAUGCAGCUGAGCAGCUGGCGGUGUCACGAAUAAGCACGACUGACUCAAUCGAAGAGCAAGACUUUGCGGACGAUUACCUAGGCGAUGACGAAGGACGGAGAUCCAGGCAUUAA